AACAAUAACGGGCCUAGAGGCAGAGGUUAAGAAAAAGGGGGAAACGAAAGAACGUCGAGAGAAGAUUGAAGAAGAAAAGGGAAUCGACAAGAAACCCUAGAAAAAAAUUGUCGAUGAUGCGGGCUGUUAGAAGCUUCAUUGCGCAGUAUUAUCGUCGAGGAAAAUCUUGCGAUCCCACUUCCUCGCGUAGUCAUUACAGUGAUGUUGAUCCCAUUAAGUCGGGCCACCCGGACGCAGGGAACUUGCUGCUUACGGGUUAUCUUCUUGAUAUCGGCAUCGGACUGGCCUCCGGAUGUGGUAUCGCUGCUCUUAUGUUUGGCAACCAAGCAGGAGAGUCUAAGCGGAUUGAAGAGGAUUGGAAGAACCAGCAGCUCAAGCUAGAUGGAUAUGAAAAGAGGAUGGAUUUAUGGAAAUACUUUUGCAAGACCCACCUAAUAAUAUAUUUUGUGUUUUCUUCCUUUCUGUGUUUUAGACUUUGCUGAAAGAAUACAUCCUUUGAUGUUUGUUGUUGUUUAUAACCAAAAACUAAAUUAUUAAAUCAGUUAAAUGAACUAGAAAAUCUCAGUUUGAC
Messenger RNA from Eutrema salsugineum, 571 nucleotides. RefSeq lists its product as uncharacterized. The transcript is spliced from 5 exons. The coding region runs from base 114 to 482 and encodes 122 amino acids. NCBI's taxonomy places the organism in Eukaryota, Viridiplantae, Streptophyta, Magnoliopsida, Brassicales, Brassicaceae. The record is from RefSeq and is a predicted model, not a curated record.